UGUUGUUUACAAAUGAAGUGAAAUUCAAUGAAGUGGACUCUUUUGCAAAUUACUCCCAACACACCCAAAACGCGUUGACACAUCUUCCAACAGUGUUAUUUCUUUGGUAGUGUGUCUUUAGAGCCAGAAGAUAUGGAAGAAUAUCGCCCAUACCUCCCUGAUGACUGGGGAAAUGAUGACAAAAUGACAGUUUUAUUUUCUCCAUUUCGAGAAAAUCGAGAAAUCAAUCCGGUUUCUUGGGAUGCCAAAAUGAAAUUCUGGACCGAUAUGAUAGAAUGGGAACUCAAAUACAGUAAUCAAGCCGUGAUAGACGUCAAACAAUUUCCACACAGAUUCAAGAGAAAUGGGAAAUCUCCAACAUGUUUGAACAAAGUUCUCAAUGAAAUGCUGAGAGCUGGAACGAUUAUGAAGCUGAGCGAUUAUGAAUCAAAUGCCAAUAUGGGAUGGGUGUCUUGGGGAUUUGGAAUGCUUGUGAAGAAGCCAGUCUCUUGGGCAUUCAGUACUGCGAUAGGAUCUUAUAGGAAGGAACCAGAACUAGAUGGAGAAUAUGUCUUUGUUGACAUAAUCAAGGAGAAAGCCAAGCAUGUUUUGGAUCAUCACCAUCGUUUGACAGGAAGCAAGACGCUACAUGACGUUGUUUGUUUAAAUGCUUUGCGACAACAAUGCAGAGAAAUUUGCACAGAUGAACGUACUUUUAUGUUGGUGCUGACUCAGCUAAAAGUAGAUGGAAAAAUAGUUUUGAUAGAGACCCAGACAAAAGAGAAGUUUGUGAAGUUCUGUAACAAGAGUGAGUCUCGCGUUAAACCAGUCACUGACGUGGACCAGAGUAUUCUAAGGCUGUCACAAAGAGAGCAUGAUCUCCUUAAAGAAGUUGAGACUCUGUAUUCUGACUGUGAAAAAUGCCAUGAAGAAGCAAGAGCUUUUGUUAAGAAGGGUCAGAGUGCUUCAGCCAAGACAGCGCUGAGAAGAAAAAGGACCAUCCAAUCUGUGAUAGACAAGAGAGAGGCCGCCUUGGCUAACAUUCAGAACUUAUUACUACAGAUCCGAAAUGCACAUUCAGACAAAAUGACAAUGGAUGCUUAUGGUGCUGGAUCAGAGGCGCUGAAGUCUGCGAGGAAGGAUGGAGCAUCUCUAGGUGAAGUCGAUACACUUAUGGCAGAGCUGGAUGAGCUGAUGGCCGAACAAGCUGAGUUCGAUAUCUCCCUCGCCCAGGGCCCGUCUUCAAACCUUGAUAUCUCGAUGAGUGACCUGGAGAAGGAACUAGAGGACCUCGAAUUGGAGGACACAGACACUGGCAAGGAAAACCCUGUCUUGCCAGAGGUUCCAGAUCUUCUCCCAAGUGUUCCAAAGUUUGAGCCAUCGUAUGGAAGUGACGACUCCGCGCUCAAUUCUACAUUUACACUGGAUGAUAACCCAGUUGACAAAACACCUGUGUUGCAUUAGACCUAGACUAGAGGUACAUGUAUGUGUAAAUGUAUGUUCAGCUAAGAUACGCUAGAUGAACCAAUCUGAGACUAGAUAAAACUCGAGUGUUGGCAAUGAGCAAGGUGGUGACUACUACACACAAUAACAACAAGUCUUGUGUCACGCCAAACUUUUUUUGGUAAAACCUCACGGACCACAUGGUUGUAAGCCUAUAGUCUGUAAUGUAAUAGGAUAACAACACACUGAUAUGAUAUGACUCUAAUCAAAUUAAAAACCUUGAUACAAGCAUCCCACAAAGUCAUGUACAUAUACUGUGGUAAUAAUGCAUUUAACUUUAAUAUCUUUGUAUGUACUACUGAGGAAUAGAUAUGAUGUUUCAGUAGUGUCUGUCUUAUUUAAGUGGAUAUCAUUUCAGCUGUACAUUUAGAGGGACAAAUUAUCAGCAUCAAUAGUUUCUGUACAAUGUUUCAACUUUUGGUACGUACAUGUACAAGUAGAGGGACAAAUUGUGAAAUUUCAUGUGGUUGUGCGUCAGUUUAAGUAGAUUAUGGUUCUUCCUGUUGUAUGGUUAAGGUUGUUGCUGCAUGUACAUGAGAUAUGAGCAUGAUGAGUACGUAGCCUACAUCCACUGACUGUCAGAUCCGAGAUGUGUUCUUGAUAUAACAUACAAGACUACAGUAAGAAAUUUUUGAAUGUUGCUUGUGAUAAUAUCAUGUGACUAAGUCUGUUGAAAAUAA
Messenger RNA from Lineus longissimus, 2162 nucleotides. Its product is annotated as charged multivesicular body protein 7-like. The record is from RefSeq and is a predicted model, not a curated record. NCBI's taxonomy places the organism in Eukaryota, Metazoa, Nemertea, Pilidiophora, Heteronemertea, Lineidae. The transcript is spliced from 9 exons. Bases 133 to 1443 code for a protein of 436 amino acids. Gene Ontology annotation, cellular component: cytoplasmic side of plasma membrane; multivesicular body; ESCRT III complex. Gene Ontology annotation, biological process: late endosome to vacuole transport via multivesicular body sorting pathway; vesicle budding from membrane.